GCGCGCGGGGCCCGUAGGCGGCGCUGUGGGCGCGGCGCUGCCGCCGCCGCAGCAGUGCCCGGCCCGGCCGUGGGGUGGUGUCGGUGCCGCUCCGUGCUCCCCGUGCCGCUGCUCGGCCCCGGGGCUCCAACCCACCGGGUGGAGAUCUCACAGUGAAAAGCGCCCUCCAGGCCGGCUGUACGCUCUGCGUCUAUCUUAGCAAUAGAGGUAGCUCUCUGUGGGGCUGGCCGCGUUCUGCGCCUUGUCCUCGUACAUAAACAGCGUUUGGAGGAAAUGUAAAUGAAGUAAAUAACAGAGAAUCCUUUGCGUAUUUUACAAUUAAAGACAGACUUCCCCAGAUCCUCACAAGAGUUAUUGAUACUUUGCAUCGACAUAAAAAUGAGUUUUUUGAAGAACAUGGUGAGGAAUAAACAUACAGAAUAGGAACUUUUGUUCUCCACUUUUUCCAGAAGGGUGUUGAAGCAGAGAAGAGAGCUAUAUCUUUCCUCUCCAAACUGCGGAAUGAGCUGCAGACAGACAAGCCAGUGACCCCUUUGGAGGAUGAGUUGCCUGAUGCUGCGCUGUGGAACCAAUACUUGGACUACCAACGAAAUUUACCAAACGGAAAUGGAGAACCAAGCUGGUUUCAGUCCCCUUGGCUGUAUGUGGAGUGUUACAUGUAUCGAAGAAUCCAUGCAGCGUUAGCACAGAACCCACCUAUCAACAACUUUGAUGUAUUUAAGGAAGGAAAGGCACAAAAUUUCUUUGAAUCCCAAGAAGCUGUUAUUGCCUUAUGCACUUACUUUCAGGAACUUCUUAAGAACAUCAAGGAUCUAGAUGAAAAGCAACUUCAGGAGGAACUUCUUAAGCUAUUGCAGGUGUCAUUGUGGGGCAAUAAGUGUGACCUUUCUUUCUCAGCUGGUGAAGACAGCUCUCAGAAAUCCAGUCCCUUGCAAUCCCUGGAAAACAUGGUACCUUACAUCUUAGUGAAUGAUAUGGAAAAAGUUUGGUCUCUACUUGUAAAUGCCAAAAAAAAUAGAACAGAAAGAAGUAAUGUUAGAGUUGACAUAAUCCUGGAUAAUGCUGGAUUUGAACUUGUAAGCGAUCUCGUGUUGGCUGAUUUCUUGUUAUCGUCAAAGCUAGCUGAUGAAGUCUAUUUUCAUGGAAAAAGUAUUCCAUGGUAUGUAUCAGAUACCACAAAGCAUGAUUUUAACUGGACUAUUAAACAGCUGGGGUCAGCUAAUCAUAUGUGGAUGUCUAGAUGUGGGAUAAACUGGGAAGGCAAUUUGAAAAAGGGAGUUUGGGUUUUCCGUGACCACAUGUUUUGGACUUUACCACAUGAUUUUUCCAGUAUGAGUGAAGUUGCUCCUGACUUGUAUGCUGAGCUACAGAAGUCAAACUUGCUUCUUUUCAAAGGUGAUCUAAACUAUAGAAAAUUGACAGGAGAUAGAAAAUGGGAGUACAGUGUCCCGUUUCAUCAAGCCUUGAAUAAGUUUCAUCCUGCGCCUCUCUGUAGUUUGAGAACACUGAAAUCUGACACUCAGGUUGGCCUGAAACCUGGACAAGGUGAGCAAAUUCAGGCUUCUGAACCUGAGUGGAUGGUAAGUGGAAAAUACGGGGUAGUUCAGUUUGAUGCUGGUCUCUAGUUAAAUGAUUUGUAAUAUUGUGAAAGAGAGGUGAAGUCUGACUUUAAUUACUUUCUCUGUUCCAUGCUUGGCUUCAGUAAAGAUUCCUUUUUGUUUGUGCUUUUCCCUCUCAAGUGAUUUGUUGUUUUUGUCCUGCAAAAGACUUUAAUGUGCAAAAAUUUAUAAACUGUCUUUGUAUAUGUAAAUCAAUCUGCAUUUUAAUACCUUUUGUUUUCCUAAUGUCCAAUGUCAGCAGAUGUUUAAAAUGAAUAUUUAGGUGUCCAUAAUAUUUUUUCCUCAUCAGUGGGUAUGAUUUUAAUGAGUGAAAGCUUAACAAGUGAAAAAUUUGCUUCAGAAGCAAUUUCCCCAAUGCCACACUAGCAUGAGUUUAUUUAUUUCAGAGUAAUUUGUGCUGCAUGUAAUUCCAUGCAUUGCGUGGAAGUUAUUAUUUUAGAGAAUUCAGAAAUUAAUUACGGACAGAUUCUUUUGAUGUUUUGAGUAUAGUUUGCGUUACAUUAAGUGAUAAAUUAUUGGGUGACAGCUUGUAAAUAUUCAUGUAGAAAUGAAAAUUGAAUUUCAAUUUUAAAGCACAAUUUAAUGUUGCUAGCCAGUUUGCCUGUGGGAGAGUUGUCCCAUCCAGUAGGAAGAUUAGUGUAAGAAAGGACAAUCUCAUUUUAGGAAUACUGAAGAUACUGUUUAUUUACAAAGCUCUACCAAAAAAGAAGCACACAGAAAAGCCUCCUCAAACAAAAAAUUAGCAUAACCCAAGCAGUUACAUUAACUGGAUUUUAGAUUUAAUGCAGACUUGAUCUGCAGGUGGCCUGUCAGCAGUGUAUGUGAGGUUCAAGCACUGCUGCUUCCUUCUGUUGUGGUAAUUCUCUUUAUUUUUCAAAAGUAUUUUUUGGGGGGGUUUGUUUGGUUGGUUAUGUUUUAAGAAGGAUGCCUUAAUUUUCAGGGAGGACAUACAGCCCCAUUUGCACUGAGAAGUACAGGGUAGUGAAGCACAUGCCAUACAGGUUCCUGUUAACUGGAGUUGUUAGGUGCCCAUUUCUACCCUUCUGCCCUGGUCUCAAAACCUGCUGCUCGCUAUGUUCAUACAACAGAGAUCUGUACAGUGGAUAAAUAUGUUCCAAAUGCUGAUGACUUUGAUUAUUUGUGUUUAUUUUCUUCUUAAAUCUGAAAGGGUAUUUUAAGGUUCCAAGGUCAAUUACUCAAAAACAAAAAUGCAAGGAAUUUCAUGAGGCAGUUGGAGGGAGGGUUAUAAUUUUGAGGCCUGGGUUUACUGCUCUCAUCUCCUUUGUAUCUCUGACUUAGUACUCCUGCAGAGUGAAUUUAUCCUCAUCUUUAGGCAGCUGAUUGAACUGCAGACAUUAGAAAUCUAGUCAGGAAAGCUGAAGGUCAGACUGCUGAAGGUUUCUGUGACUGGAGAGAGCUCAGCCACACUCCAGCUUUAGUGCUUUGAUCAAAUAUGUAAACCACACGAUGAAUCUGUGCGCUGGUGCUUCAGUGUCUCAUCUUUCAAAAUACUGUUAACUUGUUUCAAGUGCAUUUUGAAACAACUUUGGGUCAAGAACUGAGAAAUGAAAGUUGUGGAAUAUGUGCAAUGAGAACAUCAUACCUUGUCCAGAGAGACAAAAUGAAUUGGGGUUGCAAUCUGCUUUGCCUGCACUCAGAUUGUUUGUAAGGUGCUGGCCUAAUUUUCUGGAGAUGUUUAAAAGUGUAUAAUGCACAAGAAGAGAGAGUCACUGUUGAGGCCACCCUUGACAAAUAGAUUUGCCUUGUACACAAUCCUUACACAUGCUGAAAAACUUGAUUUAGUUUUUUACUGGUUGUUAAUGUUUCCCUGUGCCCGGGUUGCUUUCAGGCUGUUACUUCUGGGAACUCACAAUGCAGAUCAGGGAAAAUAAAUAGUAUGAAGUUAUGAUAAAUACAGUCCUGCAAAAUACAAAACCAAUUAGGAGAUGCAGCCAUGUUAGCUCAGUAUUACUGAAUUAUGAAGAUUUCUACAAGACAUGUAAUUUCUAGCUUAGCAUAUGAAUGCUAAUAUAUGACAUGAUGUCAUGAUGAAAAGAAAUAAUUCUAUUCUCCAGUUGAUAAAAAGUGCACUUUCCAUCUUUUGCCCCUCACAAAGAGAAGUUUGUGUGGUGAUACACAGUGUGACUAUGUGGCUGUACAAGGAAUGCACAGCCAAAGCUUCCAAAUGCUUGACUUCUGUAGCUGUAAUUGCAAAGUGCAGUCUCUAGGCAGAACUGAAUAUGCGGUAUACUUAUAUGUUGGUUGGCUGUAUUUUUGUAAAAUUUUGAUUGAUUGUAUAAAAAAAAAGAAAAAAAUCCAGUGUUUCUGUAAAUGUAGUGUUACAGUCUCCCAUGACACAACAAAGCUGUGAAGACAUAUUCCAGUGAGGCACAGUGCUCUGUUCAUGGGUAUGCUACGGUGUACUUAAAAAUAGGAAAUGGUUUUGUAGCUACUCAGUGUUAAUUACUUUUUGUAAUACAGCUUCAUGAGAUGGCAGCAUGAACCUAUUGCGUUUAGGUGGAAUUUAAAAAAUAACCUGAAGCGUGUGUUAGAACAAUGGUAUGUGCUGUAAUAUAACAUUUUUUUUUUACUUGAGUAUUUAAGAAACUUCCUUCGAUACAUCUGUGUUACAACUGGUUGCCCAAAAUGCUUCUACAGUAUAACUCAGGAGCUACUGAUCUGUAUAUCCAAAUUUUUGAGAUUUUCAUUUCAUAUUCCAUUUGAAUACUUAUGGCAAAAGCUAAAGGCAUUUUCAGUAAUUUGGAGGACCACAACAAAAAAAGUUUUUUACUUUUUAUUUUUUUCUACCUUUUGAACUACUGUAUUUGUAAGUCAGUUUUUGAUGAUGACUUUCAUUGCUGAUGAAGUAGGAGGAAAGUAAUUUCACAGGCACAGUGAAAGGCAGUACACACAUCUGUCUCAAUAGUUGAUAAGUUAUCGUGUCAGAGAUCUACAAUAAUUUCUUAUGUAUAUAAGGUUUCUUAAAAUAAAUUGCUUGAUGUGGAAAAUAAGUUGAUUGUAUGACUAGAAGCUUGUAAGAACGUUGUUUUUUUUUUUUUUGAAACAGAUUUCAUGCAUAAACCUGUAAAACAUAUUUAUUCAAUGAGGUUUUGAAAGAUACAGAUGCAAGAGACAGGUAAUGUUCUUCUGUACAUAAACCAUAAAAUGUUCUUCUGUAACAAGGCAGGGCAAUAAUCAGGAAUUUUCUAAUUUUUACUCUACUUUUUCUCCUAUUAAAAUUUCAAAACCUUAAAAAUCAUUGAGAAUUUCUUAAAUGUAUCUGGUAAUUACUUACUAAGGUUGGUGCAGCUGAUGGUGUCAUUUCCAGAGUCACUUGUAGUACUGAUAAGUGCUCCAUGUGUUCUCAUCAAAAAUGGAAAUAUUUUGGUGUUGCUGUAACUAAAAUAUUUCCAAAACACUUUGGUUAACACACCUUGCUGAUAUCCCAUAAACCCUAACUGUUGUUGCUGAAAUAGUUUCUUUGAAGUUCAUGGUGUUAUUUGAAUUCAUGGUUAACAGCUUGUUCCAUGUGAACAUUUAUCUUCUGUGCUGUCAAACAGCAUAGGAAAAAGGUUUACUCUGUUGCAUGAAAAUUACUCUAUGAAAUGGUUUAAUCUAAAAACAAACCUUUAAUUGUGUCUAAAAUAAAAAUUCCGAAAUGGAAUCUUGUACAGAACUGUUGUUUUUUUUUCACUGAAGUUUGUUUGCUUACCAGCUUUCUGUUUACCCAAAAUUACAGAACAAAAGCUUGUAAUUAUUUUUAUUUAAGGCAAAAUGUAAGUUGAAUUUUACCUAACAUUUAUCAAAGGAUUUUAAAAUAAAACUGAGAAUGUGCUGGUUGAA
Messenger RNA from Prinia subflava (tawny-flanked prinia), 5462 nucleotides. RefSeq names its product damage-control phosphatase ARMT1-like. Gene Ontology annotation, molecular function: phosphatase activity. Gene Ontology annotation, cellular component: nucleus. The coding region runs from base 657 to 1625 and encodes 322 amino acids. The record is from RefSeq and is a predicted model, not a curated record. Gene Ontology annotation, biological process: DNA damage response. Lineage: Eukaryota; Metazoa; Chordata; Aves; Passeriformes; Cisticolidae. The transcript has 5 exons.